AUGGAAUUAUAUAUUUGGCCGUCUGAUUUCGGGUUACCUUCGGUGGAUUCGCGAUGUCUUCAAUUUAUGGCAUGUGCGAAAAUUUGUGCAGCUCCCAUAUCUGUCAUUCCUUCCUGGUCACCAUGGAAUAGUGCAAACGGUGAGUACCCAAUAUUUAUUGAUCGGAACAAUGCAGACGAAAAAAUUUUCAACUUUGAUGAUUUUGCGGAAAUGCUGCGAAAAAGUGCACAAGAAGUUGUACUGGACAGUGAGUUGACAGUAGCAGAAAGAUGCGAAUUUGAAGCAUAUUCAAGUCUGAUGCUGCGAAAUUUUUAUCCUGCUGAGUUACAAUUUCUGUGGCUUGAUACUUACAAUUAUGCAGCUAUAACCCAACAUUGGUAUUCGAAACAGUUACCGUUUGGUUAUAACUUGUAUUACUUAGAAAAGCGCCGUCGGCGAGCUGAAGCAUAUGUUACGGCUUGUGGUCGUAAUGAAAAAGAAAUUGUACAAGAUGCCAUCAAUGCAAUUAAUUUGUUGUCAGCGAAGCUUAGUGACAACAAGUAUUUUUAUGGUGAUAAACCAAGUUCUAUUGAUGCCUUAAUUUUUGGAUAUUUGGCACCAAUUCUAAAGCUACCACUUCCAUCAGAUCGAUUACAACAGCACAUAAUGAGUUGUCCAAAUCUUAUACGAUUUGUUGAAUCUAUAAUAAGCAUAUAUUUACCACUCAGCGAAACUCAAAUAAGACAGCAAGCUCUUUCGAAGGACAAAUGGAAUGCCCGACGUCGCCGUGCACAAAAAAAAGCGGAACAAGCAAAUUUACGGCGAAGUACGAGUGAAGAAAAGGAUUCAGCGGGUAUUAUGGCCGAUAGUAUAUUCUUCGUAGUAAGUGCAUUAACAUUGUCGGUGAUAUUUGCCGUACAUUGUGGCCUACUGACUUUUUCUGUCGAGGAAGAGGAACCACAGUUCGAAAAGACUUGA
Molecule: messenger RNA, 957 nt
Organism: Thelazia callipaeda (thelaziosis nematode)
Lineage: Eukaryota; Metazoa; Nematoda; Chromadorea; Rhabditida; Thelaziidae
Source: the annotation of a GenBank genome assembly